Phlebotomus argentipes is the source of this 2188-nucleotide messenger RNA. RefSeq names its product cysteine protease ATG4C (gene Atg4b). Gene Ontology annotation, molecular function: protein-phosphatidylethanolamide deconjugating activity. The transcript is spliced from 4 exons. Lineage: Eukaryota; Metazoa; Arthropoda; Insecta; Diptera; Psychodidae. The coding region runs from base 290 to 1969 and encodes 559 amino acids. The record is from RefSeq and is a predicted model, not a curated record.
ACAGGGCGUUUCGUGGAUCUUGGCAAUUUCUCUAAAGUCAAUAACUCGUGAAUAUUGUCAAGUAGAGAGCUGUCGAGCAUGACUAUCAUGAAGGAUGAGGCUUCUUGACCACCUUGUGGUUGGUGCGGUUCUCGCGCGAGCUUUAGUUGACACUUGGAACCAAAAUAAACCAUUUGAAGUCACAUAAAUUGCAUUCCACGGCCAAGGGUGAGCGCAAAUUAUGUUUAUCGCGAUCUAAUUGAUCCAUCUGUUCGGUCGAUUGCACAAUCAAGGUGACUGUGUGCUUGCAAUGAGCCACGACGUGCUGGUGCGACCUCCGCGCUCGCGAUCCGCCGUUCCGGGAGGCUCGGGGGGCUCUGCCGAGGCUGCUGGUGCUCGGGAUGGCUCCAAAUCCACCACCAGCACUCCGCGGAAGACGCAGUCGUCGCGCUUCAUGGCCGCCUUUACGCAGUUCUACGGGCCGGACGAGGAUCCUUCGACGAGUCCUCCGGAAGAGGUGGGAACGGAAUUGCGCGGCAAAGUGGAGUCCAAGCUAAUGUCGAUGUGGAACAAUGUGAAGUACGGCUGGAGUGGGAAGAUGAAGGCCAACUUCUCCAAGGAGCAGCCCAUCUGGUUGCUGGGCAGAUGCUAUCACAGAAAGUUCUCUCCGCCGCCGUCGAUGGAGUCGUCAAUGGAGCUCAAUCCCAUGACGAUGGAGGCGCGCUUUGUGGACGGAGAGCCGCUGGAUGAUGUGGUGGAGGGUUUAGAUCCGGACGCUGUCCACGAGCUGGGCACAGACGUGGUGGACGAGCAGAACGGCGACACGUCGUGGGAAGAGGAGGGCGUCGAUGCGUUCAAGAGAGACUUCAUGAGUCGCUUGUGGAUGACUUAUCGCCGGGAAUUCCCAGCCAUGAAUGGUGGACAGUUCACGUCGGAUUGCGGCUGGGGCUGUAUGCUGCGCAGUGGCCAGAUGAUGCUCGCGCAGGGCCUGAUUUGCCACUUCCUGGGUAGAAAUUGGCGCUGGGAUCCAGACACGCAACUCUACACCACGCAAGAAGACAACCUGCACAGGAAGAUCAUCCGAUGGUUUGGCGACAUCAGCUCGCGCAACAGCCCUUUCUCCAUCCACACGCUCGUGACGCUGGGCCAGGAGGCGGGCAAGAAGCCCGGCGACUGGUACGCUCCCGGCGCCACUGUUCAACUCCUGCGCCAAGCCAUGCUGAUCGCCAGUCAGGAGAACGUCGAUCUGGACGGCAUCAACAUUCACGUGGCACAGGAUUGCACUGUAUACAUCCAGGACAUCCUCGACGAGUGCCUCAUUCCUGCCCACGACAAAUCCCUGGCGCCGUGGCACCGCAAGCGAUCGCCCACGCGAGAGGGAGAACAGCCUGAAAAUGCGGAGAACUUUCACUGGAAGGCCCUAAUCUUGCUGGUUCCGCUGCGAUUGGGAGCCGAGAAGAUGAAUCAAAUCUAUGGGAACAGCUUAAAGGCACUCCUGAGCCUCGAGGCAUCAAUUGGAAUCAUUGGCGGCCGACCGAAGCAUUCACUGUACUUCGUUGGGCAUCAGGAAGACAAACUGAUCUACUUGGAUCCUCACUAUUGCCAAGAGAUGGUGGAUGUGAAUCAGGAGAACUUCCUCGUGAACAGCUUCCACUGCAAGUCGCCGCGAAAGAUGAAGAUCUCCAAGAUGGAUCCCAGCUGCUGUGUUGGAUUCUACUGCCCAACGAAGAGCGACUUCGACCACUUCAUCGCCUCCGUUCAGCCCUAUUUGCUGCCUCUGCGAUCGCCACAGACCAGAGACAGGAAUCACGCGGGCGCGCCAGCGACUGAAGUCAACUAUCCCAUGUUUGUGUUCUGUCGCGGAAAGCGAUGCGACCAAGAAGUGGAUCUUUCGCAUCUCGUCUACAGCCAGCAGAACUCCAUGAGCUCCGCGGCCUCGGGCACGGUUACGGAUGACGAGGGCGAUGAGGAUGAGUUUGUCAUACUCUGAAAUCCAUUCCUGCACACCAUUAAUUUAUUCCUCUGGCAAAACCUCAUCCCCAUCGAUGCGCAGCGUGAAGUGUCUGUAAAUACUGUGCAAAGCCACGUGGAUCUGUGCAUUUUGUGGGCCCAAAGCCCUGUCGAAGUCCCCAACAAAUUUAAUUUGUGAUUUACGUGCUUAUUUAGUGAAUUGUACUUAUAUUUCUCAAUAUAUGCAUCGACCUGAAAA